Closterium sp. Naga37s-1 is the source of this 3489-nucleotide messenger RNA. Lineage: Eukaryota; Viridiplantae; Streptophyta; Zygnematophyceae; Desmidiales; Closteriaceae. The record is from the annotation of a GenBank genome assembly.
AUGUUUGUGGGUAGUCCCGGCAGUAGCGGCAGCGGCCACUCCAUCCGCCUGGGGACCAACGAGGAUACGUCGCAGCACAUGCCUGUGCUCUUCCCCACCUAUGCCCAGCAGCAGCAGCAGGUGCAGCAGCAGCCGCAAGAGCGUGUACCUGACGCGCGACGGGCUGCGCCGCAACCGGCGGCGCCAAUGCGGCCGGCGGCGCAGGUGAAGAUGCGGCUGGGCACCAACGAGGACUUCUCGCAGUACAUGCCGCCCAUCCACCGCGCCUCCGCCGGUCCCGCUGCGCCUCAAGCCAGCCCUUUCGGCGCGGCGGACGUGGCGUCCAUGCUGGGCGCGCGCGUCGACGCCAUGACGAUUUCGCCGGGGGGGGCGCCCAGGCGGACCAGCUUCGAGGCCAGUCCCAAGGCAAGCCGCGACCCGUUGGCGGCGGUGGAGCGCUCGCAGUCGCACGACAGUCGUGGCCUCGCGGCCGGCCUGCGCGGCAGCACGCCAAUGGCGGGUGGCAGCCCGCGGAAGGACGGGUUGGCGCCUGGGAUGGCGGGGUCCCCAUCGUACGGCGCGCGACCCUUCCCCGAUAGAGGCGUCGGGGUGCGUUCGCCGAGCCUCCACCGUCCCCGUACCCUAUCCCCCCUACUCGCUUCUUACCCUGCCUUCUCCCCUCCCCUUGUCGCCUCUUUUUCUCUCUUCAGUACGCUCUGCUCUCUUCGUCCCUCCCUUGCGCGCUCUGCGCACUGCCGUUCCGCGCGCAGUGCUGCGCUCUGCCGUGUUAGUCCGCGCGCAGUUCUGCGCUCUGCCGUGUUAGUCCGCGCGCAGUUCUGCGCUCUGCGCGCCGACCUUAACCGCGCGCUCUCCCACGUCGUGCUGCAACGCCUCCCCCAAUGCCGCCCCAUCUCCACCCGCUCCCCCCCCCACCCCUCCUCCCGCCUCCAGUUUCCAUCCGCCGCAGGCUCUCAGGGCAUGCGCGCCGCGCCGUACGCGGCGCGUUCCGCUCAGACCAGCAGCCCGCCAUCCGCGCACGUGGCCGCGGCGAGGGGGUCGGGCGGGGGAAUGGGGACGGGCGGGGGAAUGGCGUCGGGCGGGGGGACGGGGUGGGGCGCGGGGAGGCAGCAGCAGGCGCCGAUGCCGCUACCGGGGCGGCAGGCGUCGGGGGGGGCGGGGGGCGCGUCGUGGGACAACAUGGGCAUGAGCGGGGGGUCGAACGCGGGCCUCAGCUCCUCGUGGAGCGACUUCGACACGCGCUCCAUCGGCAGCGCGGGGGGCAGCAGCGCGCGCCUCACGGAGGGCGGGGGGGGCGCGGAGUGCCGGCAGUUCACGUUGGCGCAGCUGGCGGCCGCCACCGACAACUUCAGCGACGCCAACCUGCUGGGCCGCGGCGCCUUCGGCAUGGUCAGCCCGCACUGCCCCUCAACGCCGCCUCCCCCCCCGCAUUGCCGCCUCCCCCCCUGCAUUGCCGCCUCCCCCCCCGCACUGCCCCUCAACGCCGCCCCCCCCCCCGCAUUGCCGCCUCCCCCCCCGCAUUGCCGCCUCCCCCCCCGCAUUGCCGCCUCCCCCCCCGCAUUGCCCCUCAACGCCGCCCCCCCCCCCCGCAAUGCCACCUCCCCCCCCCGCAUUGCCGCCUCCCCCCCCGCAUUGCCGCCUUCCCCCCCGCAUUGCCCCUCAACGCCGCCUCCCCCCCCGCAUUGCCGCCUCCCCCCCCGCAUUGCCCCUCAACGCCGCCCCCCCUCCCGCAAUGCCACCUCCCCCCCCCGCAUUGCCGCCUCCACCCCCCCCGCAUUGCCGCCUUCCCCCCCGCAUUGCCCCUCAACGCCGCCUCCCCUCCCCCAGCAACCUUUUCUCCUAUCAUCCCGUUUCGUCCCUACCCCUUCUUCCCCCUUCCUCCUCUCCUUCCCCCGGCCCUGCCCGCCCUUCCCCGCCGGCGUCUCUUGGCUCCCCCUCCCCCUGCCAAGCUUGGCUCCCCCUCCCCAUGCCAAGCUUGGCUCCACCUCCCCAUGCCAAGCUUGGCUCCCCCUCCCCCUGCCAAGCUUGGCUCCCCCUCCCCAUGCCAAGCUUGGCUCCCCCCUCCCCAUGCCAAGCUUGGCUCCCCCUCCCCCUGCCAAGCUUGGCUCCCCCUCCCCAUGCCAAGCUUGGCUCCCCCUCCCCCUGCCAAGCUUGGCUCCCCCUCCCCCUGCCAAGCUUGGCUCCCCCUCCCCAUGCCAAGCUUGGCUCCCCCUCCCCCUGCCAAGCUUGGCUCCCCCUCCCCCUGCCAAGCUUGGCUCCCCCUCCCUCUGCCAAGCUUGGCUCCCCCUCCCCCUGCCAAGCUUGGCUCCCCCUCCCCCUGCCAAGCUUGGCUCCCCCUCCCUCUGCCAAGCUUGGCUCCCCCUCCCCCUGCCAAGCUUGGCUCCCCCUCCCCCUGCCAAGCUUGGCUCCCCCUCCCUCUGCCAAGCUUGGCUCCCUCGCCAAGGGACAGGGGUGGUGCACAAGGGGCGGCUGCUGGGGUGCCAGGUGGCGGUGAAACGGCUGGAGGGCGGGGGGUGGCAGGGGCCCAGCGAGUACCGCAUGGAGGUGGAGGUGCUCUCCCGCAUGCGCCACCCGCACAUCGUGCUGCUCAUGGGCCACUGCCCCGACGCCAUGUGCCUCGUCUACGAGUACCUCCCAGGUGGCUCGCUGCAGGACCACCUAAACCCCGCCGCCCGGGGUGGUGGGCGGCGGCCUUUGUCUGUGGGGGAGCGGGUGCGGGUGGCGUCGGAGGUGGCGUCGGCGCUGCUGUUCCUGCACCACCACGACCCGCCCAUCGCCCACCGCGACCUCAAGCCCGACAACGUGCUGCUGGACGGCAACCGCGGCUCCAAGCUCGCCGACGUGGGCCUGGCGCGCCUCAUCGCGGAGGACGACAACGUGACGGCGCGCGUGCGAGGCACAGCGGGGUACAUCGACCCCGAGGAGGUGGUGACGUGUGAGAUCAGUGUGCUGUCGGACAUCUACGCGCUGGGGCUCAUCAUGCUGCAGCUGCUCACGGGCGAGCCGCACGUCAAGGGCGUGCAGCGCCUGCUCGUCGACCUCGUGGGCAGCGGCGCCUACAACUCGGGCCCGGCAGGGCUGGCGCGCGCCGUGGACAUUGUGCUGGCGCGCCUCGACACGUCAGCGGGCGAGUGGGAGCGCGAGGUGGCGGUGGAGUUUGCGGGGCUGGCGCUGCGCUGUGCGGACCGGCAGCGCGCGCGGCGGCCAGACCUGGACCGAGAGUUGCAGCCGGCGCUGGUGGCCAUGGCGGAGCGCUGCAAGGAGGCAGCGGAUCGCCGCCGCGGCCACAUGGACUCGCAGCUGCUCUGCCCUCUCAGUCAGGAGCGCAUGAGUGACCCGGUGGUGGCGGCAGACGGCUUCACAUACGAGCGCAGCAGCAUAGAGGAGUGGCUCAAGACACACGACACGUCGCCCGUCAACGGCCAGCCGCUGCCUCACAAGUUCCUCACGCCCAACAACACUCUGCGCAUGCUGCUCAACUCCCAGGGCUAG